Oreochromis niloticus (Nile tilapia) is the source of this 3963-nucleotide messenger RNA. It is a transcript of the gene gen1, whose product is annotated as GEN1 Holliday junction 5' flap endonuclease. The transcript is spliced from 13 exons. The record is from RefSeq and is a predicted model, not a curated record. The coding region runs from base 325 to 3006 and encodes 893 amino acids. Lineage: Eukaryota; Metazoa; Chordata; Actinopteri; Cichliformes; Cichlidae. Gene Ontology annotation, molecular function: four-way junction DNA binding; 5'-flap endonuclease activity.
UGAGGACUGUUUCCUUCAUUGCCACUUUGUCCUUCAUAAUUUAUUGUUUAUUUAAGGCUAAAUUAAUCUGUUAAUACAUAUAAAGACUAUCAUCUUGUAGAUGCAGUGUAAACCUCUCAUUCCCUUUGUUUUGAGAGAAGAACCAAUUAAUGCAUAAACAAGGCAGUGUUAGUACGUAGACCAUUAACAAAAUGGGACGCGGCCCAAUGGCGCCACAGUUUGAAAACUCCGACUUGCUGUAUAGUUUUUGUUGUUGUAGCAUUGGGGGGGUUUAAGGUAUAUUUUCUCCGUUUUUAAUUGGUUAAAAUCCACUUGUUUGUAAAUAUGGGUGUUCAGGAUUUGUGGUCUAUCGUGGAGCCGGUUCGUAAGUCGGUGCCGCUGUACAGUUUGAGCGGAAAGACGCUGGCAGUCGACCUGAGUUUGUGGGUGUGCGAAGCCCAGCACGUCCAAGCAAUGAUUGGGAGAGUCACGAAGCCCCAUCUAAGGAAUUUAUUUUUCAGGGUAUCGUCCCUCACACUGAUGGGGGUGAAGCUCGUGUUUGUUAUGGAAGGAGAGGCUCCAAAAAUUAAAGCAGAAACCAUGAACAAGAGAACAGAAACAAGAUAUGGAGGCUUCAAGAAGAGCACUGCUCCGAAGUUUACAACAGGCACCAGCAGGGGGCGCUUUAAAGCCGUGCUGAGAGAGUGUGCAGAGAUGUUGGACUACCUGGGUGUACCGUGGGUGACAGCUGCUGGAGAGGCUGAGGCCAUGUGUGCCUACCUGGACUCACAGGGCCUGGUGGACGGCUGCAUCACUAACGAUGGAGACGCUUUCUUGUAUGGAGCCCGUACUGUGUACAGGAACUUCAACAUGAACAGUAAAGACCCUCAGGUGGACUGUUACCAGACUUCUCGAGUGCAAACAGACUUAAAUCUGUCCAGAGAGAAUCUUGUCGGUCUGGCCAUUCUCCUUGGCUGUGAUUAUAUUCCCAAGGGAAUACCAGGUGUUGGCAAAGAGCAGGCCCUGAGGCUCAUUCAGACACUGAAAGGACAAACACUCCUACAGAGGUUCAUCCAGUGGAAUGAAGAGACCACAGAAGUGUGUGAAGGAGGUGUAAAGAAGGUUCCUCACUGCAACUUGUGUCGACAUCCUGGAUCAGCUAAGACUCACGAGUCCCGCGGAUGUGUGCUCUGCGGCAGUAAUCGCUUCUGUCAGCCUCAGGAUUUCGAUUACCAGUGUCCGUGUGACUGGCACCGCUACGAACAGACUCGCCAGGCCUUGUCUUUUGAGGCAAACAUCAGGAGGAAAACACUGGCGAGUCAGCAUUUCCCUUUCACUGAGAUCAUUCGUGAGUUUCUGGUUUCCAAAGAUAAGCCUGUGUCACAUUUUAAGAGGAGGAAGCCGAAUAUGCUGCUGAUCCAGAAAUUUGCCUAUGAUAAGAUGGAGUGGCCAAAGCACUACACCAGCGAAAAGGUGCUAGUGUUGAUGACCUACGCUGAGCUGAUGAACCGAAAAUAUGGAACAGACAUGUCCUGCCAAGUUGAGCCCAUCCGAAUAUUUAAACCAAGAGUGAGGAAUGGCGUUGCUUGCUUUGAAGUCAUCUGGAGAACACCAGAACAUUUUGUGUUUCCUGAGGAUCGGCCUGCAGAGGAACAGCGUGAGGUGAGGACGGUGGAGGAGGAGUCUCUGUUUCGUGUGGCCUACCCUGAGCUGGUGGAGACCUACCUCAGACACAAAGCUCUGGCUGAAGAGAACAAGACAAAGAAAAAGAAGCCAAAAAGUAAAAUGGAGAAGCCCUCGGAUGAUUUAUCAGACCUCUUGGCUCAGAUGACUCUUCAGAGUUCCUCUUCAUCGAAUUCUACGACUCAACAGCCAAAGAUGCUCACUACGUUGGCAAGCACAGAUGAACCAGAGGUGGUGAUUUUGGACACACCGGUGAGCCAUAAGCAGAAUGAACGAGGAAAAGAUGAUCAUUCCAGCCUGAGUGAUUGCCCCAACACUCCUCUGUGUCAUGCUGACUCUGAGCCAGUUGCUUCACCUUCUGUCUCUGCUGUAAUUGAAGCGCUACACCUGAGUGAUAUCGACUGGGAUGCUUUGUCCUUCACAUCUUCUCCAUCCCAACAAGCAGCUACCAGCCACUCCACUGGUCCAGAGCUAAAUAAAACCACAGACAGUGAAACAGAGGGUCAAAAAACAGAGCAGAAAAUCUCACCUGAUGUCAAACCAGUAGACUCCAGAUCUGCUCCAGAGCUCUGUUACUCAGAGUGUCCUCUAAGGGAGCGGGUGCUCAUGAAGAAUACAGCCAAAAUCGUGAAUCAGGUAUGCAAUGAUGCAGUCAAGUUAAAACCCAGUGGACACAUUUCCAGUGAGGUUAGCAAAGAAUCUGCUGUUAAGAAAAAUGAAGCACGUGCAGAAAAAACCCAGAUAGAAAAGCCACCUGCCCCAGCUCAAAGUAAAACCAAUGACACAUUUAACGACUCCAAAAAGCCGCCACACAAAUAUAAAUUUGUGAGGACAGCUAUUCAGUCAUUGGUUGUCCCACCACAGAGGUGCCACUCUAACCCAGGUACAAGUGACAAGAAGGACGAAAGUAUGCCACAGACCACCAAAAAGAGUGUGUGUAUGAGCGUUCGUUCAUCCAGCGAGGACAGCGACGUGGAGAACCAGAAGUGUGGACCUCAAAGACGGACAAAAACAAAACCUAAACACAAACUCAAAGGCAGCUUUGUUUCAGACUUCCCUCUGAAACCAGUUGCUUCACACGCAGCGACCCAACCAACUGCAAAACCCGCUCGGAGCCUUCAUUUAGCAAGACAAAAACCUCAGAGAAAACAUUUUGAAAAUAACAGCACACCUGUAUCAACUGAAAACAACUACCAGGAUGUCCCAGCAGCUGAUGUGGGUGGCGACGUGUUCCUUCCCACUCCAGCCUCACCCAUCACCGUGUCAGAGAGCGACAACUCUGUGAUUUGUAGCGAGAGUCCGCUGCCACUGGCAGAGAGACUGAGGCUGAAAUUUCAGAAGUAAUCAGUGUGGUUACAUGACAAAGGACAAAAACACGUAAGCUGUUGCUCUUUUAACACUGAAAGUUUAGUCUGGACUUUGGAAACACUUGUAACAUAGUAACAAUCUUUGAUAUGGAAGCUUGUUGUUUUUGUUGCCACUGAAAAAAUUCCAAAAACCUUUUACAGUAUAUAAGUCAAGAUUUCAGGUUAUCUCAAAAUUUCAAAUUAAUAAUGGGAUAUUUCAAGUUAUUUUCUCCUACGUUCGAGUCAGGAAGUCGAAAUUUUGACAUAGUAAUCCAAAUCUUUGACUUUCCAGUGGCAGAAACAAGCUUCCAUAAUAAAUGUAAAACCACACUCAACAGAAGCUUUUUCUGUCACUGAAAAAAUAAAAAUCUUUUUUCCAUCCAUAAGCCAAAAUUUUGCAAUUAUAACCUGAAAUUUUAAGAUAGUAAUCCCCAAAUUUCUGCAUAUUUUCUCAAAAUUCCAACACAACAACUUGAAAUUUCAUGUUAUUUUCUCAAUAUUGAGUUAUUUUCUCAGAUGUUUGAGUUAGUAAGGUCAAAUUUUGAGAUAAUAACCAGAAAUUUUAAUGAAUUAAAAACACUCAACAGAAUAUGACUGAAGUAUGGAAGCUUGUUUCUGCCAUUGGAAAAACCCCCCAAAAAACAUUGUUUUCAUCCUUAAGUCAGUUACUGGUUAUUAUUUCAAAGUUUCACUUUACUAACUCAAACUUCUUAGAAAAUGACUAAAUAUUGAGCAUAUUAAUUAUUAAUAUUAAAAAUGUCUGCUUUUCAUUGUCUCACAAUUAUGAUUCUAAUAUCUUUGAGUUACAGUCAUUUUCAGUCUUUUAAUGUUAUAUACACGAACCUGUUAACCAAGAAACGUGAAUAGAUUUUGCCAUAAGCUUACUGUGAAUGAAACUUUCUGCAAAACAGAGGAGACCAUGUGCACAAAUAAAGUUUAACAUAUUUAAUACUAA